AUGGGAAUAUUUUUAUUAUUAAAAAGUUUCAUUCAGUCAUUUGCAAUAUUCGUGUUGCUAAUCACAAAUAUUCUAAUAAUUUUUCUUGUAAAAACAAAAUCACCAACUAAAAUGGGUAGCUACAAACAUUUGCUCUGUUAUUUUUCAUGUUUAUCAAUGGUUUACGGUGUUUUGGAAUAUUUCAUAGAACCGUACAUAUUCAGUGAUGCUGUAAGUGGUGUGUUAAUUAUGGAUUUAAGAGGAAGUGCAUUUGAAUUAUAUCCAAAAAUUUCACUGUUUCUAAUUGUUGGCGGAACAUCUUGUUUUGGAGUCACAAUUUACGCAAUAGCAAUCAAUUUCAUUUAUAGGUAUUUUGCAAUUCAGCGCCAAGGCCGCCUUCGUUACUUUUCCGGAAAACGAAUAAUUUUCUGGAUUUUUAUAUCUCUUCUCGGUGGUAUCAUAUCGAGUAGUCUAUUCUUGACACUUGGUCCCAACGAUGAAAUGACCGAACACUUAAGAAUAAACUUGUCAAAACUAUACAACUUAGAUGUCGAUAGAAUAUCGUACAUUGGACUUUUGUUUUGGACAACUAGAAGUGGAAAUUUGCACCUGCGACUGGAAGAUUUAUUGAAAUAUUUUGCUUUAAAAGGUUUCAUGAUGAUUCCAUUUUGUAUUAUCAUUUAUUGUGGUGUGAUGAGUUAUUUAAAAAUCAAAAACUUGAAUUCUCAAGGUGAAAGUGAAUUUUCGAAACGACUUCAAGUGCAAUUGUAUAAAGCAUUGAUUGCUCAGUUUCUAAUUCCAAUGCUUUUCCUCUUUUUACCAACUUCAACUUUUAUAUCUUGCCCAUUAUUUAAAUUAGAUAUUUCUUGGAUGAACCGUAUAAUUACAAUUUUAUAUUCAUUUUAUUUCGCGUUGGAUCCGUUUCCCAUAAUUUACUUAGUGGAUGAAUAUCGAAAAGCAGUGCUUGGUUUCUUCCGCUAUAUCAGAAGGAAUCAUCAAGUUUCUUCAGUUAUAAUGAACGUAUCAAAUCUGGAAUGA
Molecule: messenger RNA, 1017 nt
Organism: Caenorhabditis elegans
Lineage: Eukaryota; Metazoa; Nematoda; Chromadorea; Rhabditida; Rhabditidae
Gene: str-158
Product: Serpentine receptor class r-10
Exons: 8
Coding region: 1-1017 (338 amino acids)
Biological process (GO): detection of chemical stimulus involved in sensory perception of smell
Cellular component (GO): ciliary membrane
Source: RefSeq, marked reviewed